GUAAAUAUUUAUCGUAUGGCAACACCGCCUGCGGGUCGAGGCGCGGCGCGAGGCGGCUACAUAUACAUUAUCAGCGCUGGGUUUGGUGUUGUCGCUCUAGUCAGCGGUCACUCGCGACGCUUCGAACACUAUAUCAAAAUGCCAAAGGUGUCAGUUUACUACUUCCAAUUGAAGUCCCUGGGAGAGAGUCUGAGGAUGCUGCUGGCGUAUGGAGGCCAGGAGUUCGAAGACAUCAGGAUUGAGUUCGCGAACUUCAGCGAAUUCAAACCAGAGACCCCAUUCGGCCAGCUGCCAAUGCUGGUGAUUGACGGCAAGAAAUAUGCCCAAAGUUCAGCGAUCGCGCGCUACCUCGGACGCAAGUACGGGCUCGCCGGCAAAGAUAUCGAAGAAGACUUCGAGAUCGAUCAAGUUGUGGAUUUAUUUACAGAUUUACGUCUUGCUGGUUCAGCCAUCAUGUACGAGAAAGACGAAGCGGUGAGGGAAAAGAAGUUCGCUGAACUGGCGAAGACCAAAUUUCCCUUUUAUCUGCAGAAAUUAGAAGAGAUCUUGACCAAGAACAACGGAUUCCUCGCGCUUGGCAGGCUUACCUGGGCAGAUUUCGUUUUCGUCGGCUAUUUCGACUGCCUCAAAAUGUUACUUCGCACAUCAGACCUCGAAGAGAAGUACCCUAUCUUCAAGAAGCCUAUUGAAACCGUAGUUAACAUUCCAAAAGUCAAAGCGUUCAUUGACUCGGCGCCCAAAUCGGAAAUUUAAAGAAAAAUUCGGCCAGAUACUGAGAACAACAACCAUAAUAUUAUAUUUAUAAAUGUUUAUUUUUUAAGAAUUAGAUACUGAUUAACUAUUAAAACUUUCGUUUUAUA
Molecule: messenger RNA, 860 nt
Organism: Manduca sexta (tobacco hornworm)
Lineage: Eukaryota; Metazoa; Arthropoda; Insecta; Lepidoptera; Sphingidae
Product: glutathione S-transferase 2-like
Exons: 5
Coding region: 16-753 (245 amino acids)
Biological process (GO): glutathione metabolic process
Molecular function (GO): glutathione transferase activity
Source: RefSeq, a predicted model, not a curated record